CGCUCCCCUCCCCGGGUAGUAGUUCCUUGCCGGCCAUGGUACGGAGUGGACGUGUGUGUCUCGACUUGUCUCUUAGCGCCCCCCCUCCGUGUCACCUCCCCCUCCUCCCGUUGUCUCUACACUCGCUCAUUCUUAAACCUUUGGAAAAUGACUCUCUUGUUUGUGAACCUUUAGACACUGUGUUGAGGCCUCUAGUGGAUUAUUAUUCGUGUGUUGGUGGAGCGUAUAAGGGAGAAUAUAACACGAUAAAGGAGGGUUUUGUAAGCCUCUUGGUGUAGUGGUUUCCGGGAUCUGCUGGUGGUGAGUGAACCCCUAGUGGUGUACACGACGAAGAGGACGACCUGCUUCACCUUAUCACCUGCUGUACCUGCUUUACGACCCCCUGCCUGCCUGCUGUUAUCUGCUUCAUCUCUCAAAUAUUUACCAAUGGAUAUUUCUUGACAAUGACCUUUCCACAAGCGACCGAACAGUGAGGCAAGAGAUAUAUUUAGCCAACUCCACAGCCAAUGAGGAUGGGUUGGGUGACAAACUACAGCAGGAGUAGAAUAGGAACAGGGAGUAGAAGUAAAACAAGUGAGGUAAGAGGAUGCAACACCUACAAGACCCUCCUACAAGCCCUUAUCUACCUCCUCCUCAGCACCUCCUUCGUCAGAUCACAAUGCCCGUGGCCGAGGGAGGUUACGGAUCUAAAUGGGUCGUGUCUCUGUGCCUUUAACCUCCAGAACGAGCUGUCUAUUCAGUGUUCGGCUGUUAACUUCACCCUCCUGAUGACUGUCCUACACCAGAGGGCUUCCAGUGUACCUCUUGACCUUCUCUACGUCAACAACACCCGCGUUAGUGUCCUUAAUGACCGUACCUUUGAUGGUCUAAUUAUUGAGAAUAUACAGUUCUCAGCGUGCGGUAUAUUUAACAUCAGCAGGGGAGCAUUCAGAGGCCUAGAGAACACUUUAGUCAACCUCAACCUGCAGGACAACAGGCUGGCGACCGUCCCUACAGCAGCUCUCGCCAGACUCACCAGACUCAAGCUCCUCGAUCUGUCAGGCAAUCAGAUCACCUCUGUUCCUGACGAGGCAUUUGACGGCCUUACACUCUCCACGCUUAAGCUGGCGGACAACGAACUGUCUCUGUCAGAUCGCUCCUUCGCCGGGUUGGAGAGCAGCCUGAAGAACUUAAACCUGAAGGGCACCAGCCUCCGAUCGGUGCCUCCCGCCCUCAGGAACCUCCCCGUACUUGCUUUCCUCGAUAUUGCUCAGAACCAAAUACGGAGCCUGGAGAGAGGCGCCCUUAGGAACCUUCACUCCCUGACGGCGCUGAAUAUCGAGAGGAACCUUCUUCAGGCCCUGGAGGUGGAGGACUUCAUUGGCAUCAACGACACCCUCAGUUCUCUCUCCAUGCUUAACAACCUCAUCACUGACUUCCCUAGAGACGCCCUUAACACCCUGGAGGAGCUGAGGGUGAGUACUACUGACA
Molecule: messenger RNA, 1470 nt
Organism: Homarus americanus (American lobster)
Lineage: Eukaryota; Metazoa; Arthropoda; Malacostraca; Decapoda; Nephropidae
Product: leucine-rich repeat-containing protein let-4-like
Exons: 5
Molecular function (GO): protein binding
Source: RefSeq, a predicted model, not a curated record